Eurytemora carolleeae is the source of this 2793-nucleotide messenger RNA. Its product is annotated as pollen-specific leucine-rich repeat extensin-like protein 1. NCBI's taxonomy places the organism in Eukaryota, Metazoa, Arthropoda, Copepoda, Calanoida, Temoridae. Gene Ontology annotation, molecular function: calcium channel regulator activity; GTP binding; GTPase activity. The record is from RefSeq and is a predicted model, not a curated record. Gene Ontology annotation, cellular component: plasma membrane.
AGGUUGAGAAUGAUUUCUUCUCCUGAUCCAAGUUGCACUAAACCAGUAUCCCGACCUAGCAGCUUUAAAUCAGCAUUAACACCUUUAAACUCGACUCCCCAAACCUCAUCUAAAGAAACUAGUCGACCUGCAACUCCUAUUUCUGGUCCUGACUCUCAUAGCACUAGCCUACUUGGCUCCAGGCACAACAGCGAUCAGAGCUCUACUCCAACCACUUCUAGAACUUAUGAUGCAACCUAUACCAGCCCUAGAAGUAUACAUGUAAAUGAAACUAGUCCUAGAUCUCAUACAAACAGUCCUAGAGCUCAAGGAACAAAUCCGUUCAUAGGCCGAACUUCUACCCCAGCAAUUCCUAGAGGUCAAACUACCAAUCUAGCUAGUCCUAGAGGUCAAACUACCAAUACAGAUAGUCCUAGACGUCAAACUACCAAUACAGAUAGUCCUAGAGGUCAAACUACCAAUACAGAUAGUCCUAGAGGUCAAACUACCAAUCCUAGAGGUCAAACUACCAGUCCAGCUAGUCCUAGAAGUCAAAAUACCAAUACAGAUAGUCCGAAAGGUCAAACUACCAAUCUAGCUAGUCCUAGAAGUCAAACUACCAAUCCUACUAGUCCUAGAGGUGAAGAUACCAAUCUAGCUAGUCCUAGAGGUCAGACUACCAAUCCAGCUAGUCCUAAAGGUCAAUCUACCAAUCAAGAUAGUCCUAGAGGUCAAGCCAAAAACCCCGCUUGUCCUAGGGGUCAGAUUACGAACACAUUCAGCCAUAUUGGCCAAACUGCAAACCCAAACAAUCCUGGUCGUCAAAAACCCGAUCCAACAAGUUCUAUGAGAAAGACUACAGAUCCAUCAAGUCUUAGAGGUCAAACUGCAAACCCAAAUACUACCAACCCAACUAGCCAUAGAGACCAAACUAUUGAGCCAACUGGUCCUAAAGGUAAAAAUACAAUCCUGACAUGUCCUGCAGGUCAGACUACGAACCCAACAAGCCUAAGAGGUCAAAUAACAUCCCCUCACAGUCCUAGAGUUCAAAAUUCUAAACCACUCAGUGAUAGAAAUCAAGCUUCUACCCCAUCUAGUCCUAGAGGCCAAUCUACAAACCCAACCGGCAAUAGAGGUCAGAAUUCAAACCCAACCAGUCCAAGGAAUCAAACUUCAGUACAACAAUAUUCCAGGGGUCACACUACAACCCUACAACACUACAAACCAAGAGUAGAAAAACUUGAACCUAGUCAAUUCAGUAGUUCGCGAUCUCAAGGAGGAAAUAAUCCGUCCUCCUCCCAUCCUCCUCUUGAGAAUAUUAUAUCGACCUCGACCCCGCACACUCCGCCUUCGUCACCAGCUAGGCCUCCUUGUCCAUUUAGUCCACUUCAUUCCGGUGGAGUACCUCAGGUUCAUAUCAACGAUGGAGGAGAAACCCCGUCCUAUCCCAGAAAACAAGGAGUCGCGAGCAUAGCGAGUGCUAGAAAGACAUCUUCUUCUCAUGGAGAAGCGUCCCAACCCCUGCAAGUUGCUGACUCCAGGUCCAUCAUGGAGCAGGGGUUCCAACCUUAUCAUUCAUCCUCAAACCAACACAAUCUUCAUCCGUUCAGUGGUGCUGAGUUUGCAGAUCAGUUUGAUAUGUACUUGUAUCAGUCCCAGCAUAUAUCUACCCCUGUACUGAGCCCCGCAGCUCCACAGUUCCUAGUUGAACUACCUUCAGAUAGUGAUUCCUCCAGAAGACAGAGUAGAGCUUCAGAUAUUUACUCGUUUUUUGAAAACUCUCCGGUAGAUGGUGCUCCAAUAUAUCUUCAACCCAGUGCUGAUAAACCUCUGGUAAGGUGCGCAUCCUUCAGUGGACCUCUGCCCCUGGAGACUAAUCUACAGCAGGAGUCCAGGAGUCCGUCCAGACCUUCAUUUCUCAAUGUGCCGCAUACAAGAACCAGGGGAAGCAGUCUACCUGACAAUAUUGCCCCUGCUCAAUUAUAUCGCCUAAGAACAUUUUCUGUAAAUGGUAAGAAGAUUGUUAACAAGGGAGAUGUUUACAAGUCCAGAAGUAAUACAAGCAUUAAUUCUUUAGGUUCAAGUGUAGAGAAUGUGGAUUGCGAAACAAGUGCAUUAAAUUCUGCAGGAUCAUCCCUUUCUGGUACUCAAAGAAGUGGAUCCUAUCUAUCUGGUAGAAGCCUAGUUGCUACUCCAAACCUCUCCCGGGGUUCAAGCUGCUCAAAUAUAUCUCCGGAGUCUAACCCUAACAAGGUCUUUAGGGUUCUCAUGUUGGGUAGCUCGGGGGUUGGUAAAUCUGCUUUAUGCUCUCAGUUCAUGUCUUCAGAUCAUAUUAAUACAUACAUCAAGAUAGAGGAUGAUAUUGAGAAGGAAGUUAGUUUAGCAGUAAACGGAGAGGAAUCCAGGAUACUAUUCAUUGAUCAUGAGUUCUAGUCCUACACGAGAUACUGCGGUUAUCCUGGUGGCAAACAAAUCUGAUCUAGUUCGGAGUAGAGUAGUCAGGACUACAGAUGGAAAAAGUUUGGCGGUUAAAUAUGAAGUAAAAUACAUUGAAACUGCUCCAGGAAUAAAUCAUAAUGUUGAUGAACUCCUGGUUGGAGCUUAUAGACAGAUCUCACUCCGACACCAAGCAGAGCAGGCCAACCUGACUCAGGGGAGGGGGAGCAAGAUGCUCGGACUGCUUGGCAAGAUGUAUGACUGGGGAGUGCCUACUAGUAGAGCAAAGAGUUGCAGUAAUCUCAAUACUUUAUAAAAAGUUUUCAAAGUCAAGAUUUUAUAAUUUAUAAUUUUAUAAUUUAUAGUUUUUAGAUUCAA